UUUGGCGGGUGUGCAGAAAACAUGGCGGAAAUUUUGAAAGGCUGCAGUGUGCGCUGUAAGAUGUCCUGGGACGAGCUGGAGGCCCUGUGUCGCGCUGAGAGGCUCUGCUGCCCACAGCUCGGAGUCAGCAGGGCCAACAUCAACGACUACGAGGUGGAGUUCCUCUGUGACUACAAGAAGGUCAAGGAGGAGGAGUUCUACUUGGUGAAGUGGAGGGGCUUCAAAGAGGCAGAAAACACCUGGGAACCCAAGAGGAACCUCAAGUGCCCCAAACUGAUGAAGCAGUUUCACCAGGACCUGGACUACAUCCGUCGGCGCUACAAGAGGACCCCAAAAAACAUCCCCAAAAAGCUGGACAAAGAAGUCUCCUCCUUCCUGGUCCACAAAGCCAAAGCGCGGCAGAGUCUGCAGCGCUGGGAGGCCCAUCUGAAUUACACCUGCAACCACCCGGGCCGCAUCUUCGUGGUGAACGAGGUGGACCUGGAGGGCCCCCCAAAGAACUUCACCUACAUCAACAACUACAAGGUGGGCGCGGGCAUCGAGCUGGACGAGAUGGCCGUGGGCUGCGAGUGCAAGCACUGCCUGGAGGAGCCGGUGAACGGCUGCUGCCCCGGCGCCUCGCUGCAUCGCAUGGCCUACAACGACCGGGGCCAGGUCCGCCUCCGCCCCGGCCAGCCCAUAUACGAGUGCAACUCCCAGUGCCGCUGCCCCCGCGACUGCCCCAACCGGGUGGUGCAGCACGGCAUCCAGUUCGACCUGUGCAUCUUCAAGACGGAGGACGGCCGGGGCUGGGGCGUCCGCACGCUGCAGCACAUCAAGAAGAACACCUUCGUCAUGGAGUACGUGGGGGAGAUCAUCACCACGGAUGAAGCCGAGAGGCGGGGUCAGGUGUACGACCGGCAGGGCUCGACCUACCUCUUUGACCUGGACUACGUGGAGGACGUGUACACAGUGGACGCCGCUCACAUGGGAAACAUCUCACACUUCGUUAACCACAGCUGCAGCCCCAACCUGCAGGUGUUCAACGUGUUCAUUGACAACAUCGACGAGAGACUUCCCAGAAUCGCCUUGUUCUCCACGCGCUCCAUCCGGGCCGGAGAGGAGCUGACCUUCGACUACAGGAUGCAGAUGGAUCCCGUCGACACGGAGAGCACCAAGAUGGACUCCAGCUUCAGCGUGGCCGGGCUGCCCGGCUCGCCCAAGAAGAGGGUUCGAGUGGAGUGCCGCUGCGGGUCCGAGUCCUGCCGGAAGUACCUGUUCUGACCCCCGCCCCCCCCGCCCGGCCCCGCCCCCCGGGCAGAGGAGGAGGACCUUGUACAGACUGAUGGGUUGUUUGCAUGAUUUGUCUGUGUUGACUGUGCCGUUGUGCCGUUCGGGUGUCUGGUCACACGGUCCAGCGACCGACCGGCCGGGGUCGGAGGUCACGGUCCAGCGACGGACCGGCCGGGGUCGGAGGUCACGGUCCAGCGACGGACCGGCCGGGGUCGGAGGUCACGGUCCAGCGACGGACCGGCCGGGGUCGGAGGUCACGGUCCAGCGACGGACCGGCCGGGGUCGGAGGUCACGGUCCAGCGACGGACCGCUCCCACUCCGGACAGCCCGGGGUCGGAGGUCACAGGUCAGGAAACGGCCUGCACUCUGGCCCAACUGGAACUGCUUUCGCAGUGGAACUGUUCAAGUGUCCCUCCGACAUCACCACCGCUCCACUUCCUGUACACACACACACACACACACACACACACGAAUUGGCACAGAGCAGUGUGUUCAGACAGUGUGAGCAUGGUGGCGUGUUUCCAUGCUGCCGCCUGGGGGCGGAGCUCCAGAAUGACCUCCAUCUGCUGAGCAGGACGUCAGCUGUGUGAACUCUGCUGCCCCCUGUGGCCAGACGUGCUGCUGCAACAGUGACCUGUUUGGGCGGGGUGUGUUCUGCUGUGGUUCUGGUUCUGGUCCGCCCCAGGCCUCGGGGCUUCAUCAGAAGGUCCAGUUUGGCUCAGAAGAGCCGCUCCCUGCGGCCCAGCCUGGGUUUGAUGGUCUCAGCAGGUCCCCGGCCCAGCAGACUGAGGCGGAGCGGCGGCGGCGGCGGCGCUGUGGCUGCAGCUGCAGACGGGUCUGUUUGUAGCAGGGCAGCUGUAUGUGGUGAUUUGUGAAGCUGUAAUAAAGGCCCUGGAUGAUCUGCUGGCGUGUGGGCGGGGCUGAGCGGUCCGCCGUCACAGGCCGUCCGGAGCAACGUACUGCCGAGCGUUCCGGUCGUUCAGGAGACGGACCGCUUGGAAUCACACACACCUUUAGUUUGGCAGCA
Salarias fasciatus (jewelled blenny) is the source of this 2299-nucleotide messenger RNA. Its product is annotated as histone-lysine N-methyltransferase SUV39H1. Gene Ontology annotation, molecular function: histone H3K9 methyltransferase activity; protein binding; zinc ion binding. NCBI's taxonomy places the organism in Eukaryota, Metazoa, Chordata, Actinopteri, Blenniiformes, Blenniidae. The transcript has 6 exons. Gene Ontology annotation, cellular component: nucleus. Bases 22 to 1263 code for a protein of 413 amino acids. The record is from RefSeq and is a predicted model, not a curated record.